AGUUUAUUAAAGAGGAGAUUGAAGACAUGAGUGAUCCAGAACCAUCCAGAAUAAAACAUGAAGAUACUGAGGAACAAACGGACCGGAUUGAGAUGAAAGAGCAAAAACAAGAACCGAAUGAAGAGGAGGAGAAACACUGUGACUUCAGAACUCAAAGAAUAAAAGCCAAAAAGCUGCACAACUGCUCACAGUGCGAAAAGAGUUUCUCACACAAAAGAAACCUUAAAAGCUGCACCAAAUGAUUCACACUGGAGAAAAACCUCACAAGUGCUCAUAUUGUGACAAGAGUUUCACUCAGGCAGGAACCAUGAAAAUACAUGAGCGAGUUCACACUGGAGAGAAGCCGUAUCACUGUACUCAGUGUGGAAAGAGUUUCACAGAUAAAACUGAUCUCAAUGUUCAUCUGCUCGUUCACUCUGGAGAAAGGCCAUUUACCUGUGAUCAGUGUGGUAGUGAUUUUAAAUCAUCAGUACAUCUAAAAAACCACAUGAAAAUUCACACAAAUGAAAGGCCUUUUGCAUGUUUUUCUUGUGGAGAGAGUUUUGCUCAACUGGAUCAUUGUAAACGGCACCAAAAAAUACACACCGGUGAGAAAGAUCAUGUGUGUUGUGACUGUCCAAAGAGCUUUACUAGAUCUGACACUCUGCAACGCCACCAAAGAAUUCACACUGGAGAAAAACCUCACAAGUGCUCAUAUUGUGACAAGAGUUUCACUCAGUCUGAACACCUGAAAAAGCAUGAGCGAGUUCAUACUGGAGAGAAACCGUAUUACUGUACUCAGUGUGGAAAGAGUUUCAGAUGUAAAAGUGGUCUCAACCGUCACCUGCUCGUUCACUCUGGAGUAAAGCCAAUUACCUGUGAUCAGUGUGGUACAGAUUUUAAAUCAUCAGCAUUUCUGAAAAAACACAUGAUAAUUCAUACAAAUGUAAGACCUUAUGUAUGUUUGUUUUGUGGAAAGAGUUUUGCUCGGCUAAAUCAUUGUAAAAUGCACCAGAAAAUACACACCGGUGAGAGAGAUCAUGUGUGUUGUGAGUGUGGGAAGAGAUUUACUAGAGCUGCCCAUCUGAAACAGCACCAAAGAAUUCAUACUGGAGAAAAACCUUACAAGUGCUCAUAUUGUGACAAGAGUUUUAGUCACUCUGGAAACCUGAAAAGGCACGAGCAAGUUCAUACUGGAGAGAAGUACUACUGCCCUCCCUGUGAGAAGAGUUUUAGAUUUUUAAAAAGCCUAAAAAGGCACUUGAAAAAAUGUCACAUCGUCACAGUGAGCAACAUUUUUAUGUUAAAAUAGUCAAACAAAUUGUGUGAGAUAAACAAAAUAUGAAGUUGCGCCCAAAAGCACAAAUGCACCUUUAAUUAACCUGAUUAAGGAACUAUAGAGUGUUGUUUGAAGUUUCACCAUAAAAUGAUUCUCACAGUGUUAAUAAUAAUUUAAAUCUUUCCUACUGUGUAAUUAGUUUGUAAAAUCAGGCUGGACUUGGAGGUUUUGCUUGAAUGAAACCCAUUCACUUGUUUUCUAUAUGCUCAAAUUGUACAUGAAUUGGAAGAUUUUAACCAAUAAUAAUAAAA
Messenger RNA from Sinocyclocheilus rhinocerous, 1569 nucleotides. RefSeq names its product zinc finger protein 708-like. The transcript is spliced from 2 exons. The record is from RefSeq and is a predicted model, not a curated record. Lineage: Eukaryota; Metazoa; Chordata; Actinopteri; Cypriniformes; Cyprinidae. The coding region runs from base 239 to 1291 and encodes 350 amino acids. Gene Ontology annotation, molecular function: RNA polymerase II cis-regulatory region sequence-specific DNA binding; DNA-binding transcription factor activity. Gene Ontology annotation, biological process: regulation of transcription by RNA polymerase II.